Molecule: messenger RNA, 883 nt
Organism: Chanos chanos (milkfish)
Lineage: Eukaryota; Metazoa; Chordata; Actinopteri; Gonorynchiformes; Chanidae
Gene: pdrg1
Product: p53 and DNA-damage regulated 1
Exons: 5
Coding region: 1-399 (132 amino acids)
Source: RefSeq, a predicted model, not a curated record
AUGGACGACAGCGCACAGCGAGUUUUGGCGUACUUGACAGAAGUAGAGGAGGCUGCAGAAGAUGUACUCGCCGACAAACAACAGAUUGUAGACCUUGACUUGAAAAGAAACAGAAACAGAGAGGCACUCAAUGCUUUAAGAAAUGAUCGCUCGCUAAACGAUAAAGCAAAUGUUUGUUUUGGGAACAUGUUCAUUAGACUUCCCAAGGAAAAAACCAAAACAAUGAUUCAGAAAGAUCAAGAGCAGAUUGACAAGGAAAUAAGUGAACUUCGCAAACGACUGAAAGCAAAAGUGAAUCACCUUAAUGAGUUGCAAGGAAAACCUGAGCUAAAAGGAUAUAACCUCUCUCCUCUCAGCAAUGAAGAGAUUAAAGCAAUUAAUAGCAUCCUUAAAAGAUGAUGCAUGCUCUCCUAUCUUGUUAUGAGUCAAACUUUGGUCAGCAUUGGUAAAUAGGCUGAAUGGUCACGACCUUAGUUGCCAUUUAAUAUAUAUGAUCACCUAAACAGAUUUGCUUAACAAAGCAGUGAAAACUUUAUGUAGUUCCUUGAGGAAAUAUGUUUGUGUCUCAGAAACUUGUUCUUGUUUAGAUAUUAUGUGUCCAGGAUGAAAUGAUGCCUUAAUAAACAAAGACUGAAUUUUCUAAAAGCUUCUAAAGUAAAUUCAAGUUAAGUUUAGAGGUAAAAAAUGCAAUCACAGCAACACUUAAAUAUCUGUUACUGCACUGGUGCUUGGAAAUGUCAAACACAAAUCCUUCUAAUGCUUGUAAAAACUCUGAUGUUUAUCUGUAAAUGCUCUGAUGUGUGCUCUCACUGUUGGCCUCUAGAUGGCAGUAAACCAACAUUUUUUGGUAAAUAUCUAUAGCUGUACAGUUUUGUAAUGUGUG